Molecule: messenger RNA, 3053 nt
Organism: Humulus lupulus (European hop)
Lineage: Eukaryota; Viridiplantae; Streptophyta; Magnoliopsida; Rosales; Cannabaceae
Product: UPF0481 protein At3g47200-like
Exons: 4
Coding region: 1-1017 (338 amino acids)
Source: RefSeq, a predicted model, not a curated record
AUGGAGGGUUCCCUCUUCCCCUCAAGACCUGUAUAUCCCACCCCUUCAAAUAAACCAACCCAACCAAACUUCCCGCCAUGGAAGCUCAAUCCAACAACAGCCCAACCUCCACCUCCACCACCUCCUCCUACUCAAUCCCCAUCUCCAUCCUCAUUCCCCAUUGAUUCUCUCCUCCAACACCUUCUACACCUUUCUUCGUCUCCAAAAACUCCUCACACUGUUAAACCUGUGAAGCCACAUCAUUUCAGCAAUACCCAUUUGCGUUCUCUUAAACUUUCGGUUGAUUCUACUCAGAAACAGCUUGAAAAUGGCGGUUACGAAAAACCCACAUCGAAACUGGGUUCCUUGAGUUUCUCACAACAAAGGGUCACCGUUACAGCCUCUUCCUCUUUGUACCAAGUUCCCCUUUUCUCUAUCAAUGGAGGAGCCUCUUCUAUUCUGAGAAAUACCUCAAACCCACCAGCUGUUUCACUCAUUCUCAGUGCACAGGAGCUUAAAUUAGCUGGGAUAGAGUUUAAGCCAAGUGGUGCUGAUAUAGCUUAUACUAGUAAACGUUUUAACUUCAAAGGGCAUCUUAAACUUCCUCCAUUAACUGUGGAUGAAUGGACAAAGCCUAAGUUGAUGAAUCUUGUCGCCUACGAGAUGUGUCUUGGUGAUGUUAGUUCUUAUAUCGUUACUUCAUAUGUAAAACUUAUGGAUUUUCUCAUUGAUAAAGAAGAAGAUGUUAAGGAGCUAAGGGCGUCAAGAGUACUUUGGAACCAUCUCAGCUGUGAUAAAGAUGUGGUCGAUCUGUUCAAUGAUAUGGGGUCUGAAUGCUUUAAGCCACCCAAGGACUAUUAUUUUGAUGUCAUGGAAGAAAUGGAAAAUCAUUGCCAGAGAAAGUGUGCGAUUUGGAUGGCCCAAGUCUAUCAGACCCAUUUCAGAAGCCCCUGGACUAUGGUUGCUCUUUCGGCUGCUAUAAUAGCUCUUUUGUUGACUGCCAUUCAAACAUGGUACGCAAUCAACCCAAAUAAGUAGUUCAAAAACUAAACGUAAUGGACUCUAAAUUUUCGUUUUAUGGUUAUAAAUGGGUGUGGCUUUUGCCUGAAUUUUGUUGUGUGCAUAUAUGUAGUUCUACAUAUAUAUGCUGUGUUGGAGAGGCUUAAUGAUAAGCCAGCUACUAUGCAUGAUUGUCAGUUAUUUAUUACUACUAAUUAGUUUUCUUCUUCCUUUUUGGUUUUCAUAUUUAAUGAACGCUUAAAUCAAAGCUAUUCCAGUCAGUGUGCAUAUAAGAAUCAUGUUCUAUAUGAAGAGAACAUAAUGAUUUGUCUAGGAAUAUCAUAAAUGGAAUUCGUUUGUGGGAAUUAUAAUCCACAGAAAACAUAUUUUAACAACUUGACAGUUAAAGUUGUUAUGUUUGACUUUAUUUUCGGUUAGAUUAGUUUAUGUGCACCAAGGUUAUUUUAGUCUUUUCUGUAAUAAUUCUAUUUAAGCCUUGUAAUCUCUUGUAAUGAGUGACAGCAAAAGAAAAAAUUCACAUUGAAUUUGAGAGUGAGAGAAGUGUUCAGAGAGAAGAAAAGAGUGCAAGAGAGUUGGGGAAAUCUGAAUCCAAGAUCAGUGUUAUUGAAAGAAAACUCAAGCUGAGUUUUGAGGAGGGAUUUCACCUAGGUUCUUGGUGGUGCACUAAACUAAUCUUCAGCAUUGUAAUCUAUUGAUUGAUGGAGAAUACAACUCAGGGGAGUAACAAGAAGUAGGUCCUUAGUUUGGCCGAACCUGUAUAAAAUUUUGUGUUCUUUAUUUUUCAGUUUUGUCCUUUUAAUUUCUGGUUUAUUGCUUGAAUUGGUUUGAUCAAAUUAACUUGUUUACUUUGUAUAUGUGUUGAGUUUUGUGUUGUAAAGAUAUACAACAGUUAUGGCAUCUUUCGAUUAAAAUGAUAAAGCACAAAACUUUUGUGUAUUUUAUUUGAUUCCAUCAUGUACAAUAGUAGUGUUAUUCUUGAUAACAAAGGGUGCAUUUAUGUAUAUGAAGGUUCUGUUCGUUUGUGUUCUAUGUCAUUUCUUUCUUAAUAAGAAUCACUAGUCGUGUGAGGCCUCACACACUCUGUGUAUGGAGUUUCAUUUGAACUCAAAGAAUAAAGUUACGAUAGGGGCAACUACCUGUAGAAUCUGUUAAUCCUAACUAAGCACUUGCUGUGAUCUCAAUCUUAUGCAAAUAGCUAAUAAUGAGUUUGACUCAGCAUAGAGAGAAAACAGAGCAGUAAUCGAAAUGCUUUAAUUUUGCAUAUAAUAUCUCUAUUAUUUUUCAUGUCAACUAUCUAACAAAAUAUAGCAUUGUGGAACAUUUUACAUUAUAAAAUAUCAUCCUCAAGAGAUUCACCAGGACUUGGUAAGGAUUCACUAAUGAAAGAGUAAUAAUCUCUAGAUCUAGAGAUGAGUAAGUUUACAUUUUACAAGACUUGUAGUCUUUUGUUCUCUGCAGCCGAUUUAUGUAAGAAAUUAACUGCACUUAUUAGAGCCAUGUUAAUAUAACAUAAAUGAUAAAGCAAUAAGACUGAAACAAAAAAAUUGUACUUGUUUUCAUAGUUCAUUCCAUAGGAUUGGCAGAGUAAUAUAAGUCUAUGAAUCAACAAUCUUUGUUUAGUAGUGCUUUUGCAUUUUUAUUUUCAUGCUCAAAUUAGCGCCAUAGGCAACAAGUUGCUACUUCUACAUUGCCCCUAAGAUGAUUUAGAGGUAUACGUGUUGAUCUUCGUCACAAGAAACAUAUCAUGUUGAAUCCCAUACAAAACUCUUGUGAUGAUCUUUCUUGGUGAAACCUGUUAGAGUUAUUAUUUGAGGGCAUUUUAGUCUUUUCUUAAUUAUUGUUAUUUUAUAUCUUUUGCCUUAUAUAAAAUGCUUGGCUUAUUAGUUUUGUAACUUAGAAUACAUUAUUCUCUAUAUUUUGCAAUUCUAUCUAGCCUCCCUUUUCUCUCUUCAUCUUUUUGCUAUCUCUCUUAUUGGGUUUUAUGGAUUGUGUCUUUGCAUAAUUAUCAUGGUAUCAGAGAAUGGUUUAUGGAAUUGAAUUUCUUAAGCGUAAUC